AUGAUUGUCAAUUUCCUGAACCCGGAAGGUUCGCCACUUGACAUUCGUUAUGGAGCAGAACGAGGAAAAACUGUGGUUGUCAAAAACGCGAUUUCGAAAACCAGAAAGGAGAAAGUGUUCGAGAACGAAAACUUUGUAGACAUGUUCUGCAACGAUUUCUCCAUUCUUCAACGAUUCAUCAGCCACCAAAAGGUUCCAAUGGAUGAGGUGUCCUUCAAGAUCUUUCGGGAGGAUCAUGCAGGAACUUUCGCAAAAAUUGGCAGCAUGCUCAGCAAAGGGAAACCUUUAACAACCAGGAAAAUCGCCUUGAAAGUGUACAGAGUGGAAGAGAUCAUGGCCAUUUUCCCAUACGUGGCACCAGGUGUUCUGAAGGAUAACUAUUUUGAGCAAUCGAGAAUGGGAAUCACCAGGAACAGUCAUCAAUUGAAUUUGACUGAUGUGGCUAAGCUGGAGCAGUGGAAGAAAGCGGAUACGGUGGAGAUCAAAGAUUUCACGGCUUUCCUCAAAGACGACACUCCAGAAUUCUUUGAAAUUUCUGCCGAAGCGCCCGAAGAACAUCUAUACUUUGAGCACGUGAUGAAAAAGAUGGGAGGAGACUGGACUGAAGAACGGAAUCGAGACCAAUUGAGAAGAUUCAGACAAGUAACUCCUGUGGGCAACAAAGACAAAGUGGCCACGUUUUUGCUUUUCUAUUCUUCUCUUAAACUAGAGAGAAAUUGUUUGUCUGAAGAUUAA
Caenorhabditis briggsae is the source of this 735-nucleotide messenger RNA. The transcript has 2 exons. NCBI's taxonomy places the organism in Eukaryota, Metazoa, Nematoda, Chromadorea, Rhabditida, Rhabditidae. Bases 1 to 735 code for a protein of 244 amino acids. The record is from RefSeq and is a predicted model, not a curated record.